AUGGCGGCUAUGCAGCCCCGCCAUCAGCAGCAGCGGGCUGAGCCGAUGAAUGCCUCCUCGUCGCACCCGAAAGUGAAAGUCGCUUUGGCUUUCAGCGAGCGACUUUAUGUCGCGGGUGGUGCGAUCACUGGCAAGAUGGAGCUCGAAUCUCGCGCAGACAAGGGACUCGGACUGGGCGUAAUAAUGGUCGAGCUCGUCGCCAUUGAGGAGCUCACAUCCCGCGAUCACUCGGCUACUUCCGUCUUCAUGCGAUCCAGACGUGUAUAUCAGGGGCCUGGUGUACCGCCCUCCAACGCUGUUCUACCGCAUCCCCUUGCCGGUGAACCACCUCUGCCUGCCGGAUACCUACCUGCGCGAAAAGGACGAUGCAAUUUCUUUUUCAAGCUUCCGGUCCCUGCAGAUGCCCCGGGGACUAUCGCCUUCGGCAACGGAUUGGCGCGUGUGAAAUACGAGGUCCGGGCGACAGUGGGCGUCGUGUGGAAGGGGGAAAGAAGGCUUGUUAGUGUGAAAGAGGAGGUUGAAUUGCUCGAGGGAUAUAAGGAAGAGGAUGCCUCAGAAGCGAAGGGCGUCAUUGUCGGCGAAGGAGGCAAGAUAUGGGUUCAAGCAGAGGUCGUCGGCGGACUGGUCGUUGCAGGAGAGAGCGCUUGCGUUCAGCUACAUGUGAAAAACCAGUCGGCGAAGAAGACAGCCGGCGUGACCCUCUCGCUUACACGGCAUCUGCACCUUCCUGCCGCUCCUGCUGGUCCCGCAGGUCCACCUCUCGAGCUCUCUGACACCUUGGCAACGGUCUCGUUCAAGGGUGCCGAAUAUGCCGCGCCUCCCGGACAGGAAGGUGUCGCCACGCUGGUAUUCGACGUACCGCCACGCGCGCGAACGGUUCACUCUUAUCCACGGCCUGGUGGGGAUCUUGAGCCCGGCACACGAGAUGCUCUUUUCGCCCUUCAGGCUACGCUGAAUAUACGAAUUGCCAUGCCUAUGGGCAGUAAGGACAUACAGCUUGACUUGCCCGUGAGCAUUUAUCACCCGGUUGUGCUACCAGAACCGGAACAGUACGACUACGACCCUGCGGCAUACCCUGCCUUACCCCUCUCUCCGGCACCACCUAUGUCGCCCAACCCCUAUGAACGCGCGUUAUCCCCCUACGAUCGUGCCAUGUCUCCUUACGACCGCGCCAUGUCUCCGUAUGCGCAACCUUAUCCUGGUCAACUUUGGUCGCCUCCGCCUAUGCAGAUGCAGAUGCCCGCCUAUACAGGCAUAUCCGUAAACCCACAUGCCCUUCUCUAUUCGCCUCCGCCGCCUGACGCAUACUACUACCCUCCGACUUCACCACAAAUGCAACCUCUUAUAUCACCACCGCGUCCCGCAAGCGCCGAACCGCCUCCUUCAGCACCGAUUCAUGGAAUAGGAGCCACUGGCCCCGUGAUCGCGGGCCUACCGCCCGCGCCGAGCGCUCAUCACCCAGUUCUGAUGCACUCGUUGAGCUCGGAGAGUCUGCAGGUCAUGCAAGAGCAGGCACAGGAGCAGGAGAGGCAUAGGGACGAGAAUAAGGGGCUGCGAGCCAGCAGGGUGUCGAAUCAUCUUCGGAUGUCUUCUCGCGGUCGGAGUAUCAGUCCGGCCAGUACUCGUUACUCCCAUCCCGAAGUCGCGUCGCCACUUGGUCCUCUGCAACACAACGCAAGCUUGUCGCCGCAUUCUCCGCAUGCCUCGCCAGGCAUAUCUACCGCCAACAUUCCUACGCAAGCUCAGGUUCAAUCCCGGAACCGGAAACCCUCUCUUACUCUCGGACCGCUCUCGCCUACAUCCUUACAUUCAGGCUCAGGCUCAGGAGAGGUUGUAUCGCCACGGCCGAUGCCCAGUCCCAAGAUGGUCGUGCCUGCAGAUCCACUGGCGAACGUUCUUACGGGCGGCAGUCUGGGCAAGACGGCUCGCGUAGCCCAUCUCGAGGCCGUGGCGGAACUUGUCCCACGCGACAUGAGCGGUGACGCUGCGAUCCCGGCUGUUAACGGCGAGGACAAGAAGGAAGAGGAGAUGACCGUAGCCGAGUUGCUAGCGGCGCACGACAGUGCACUCGCAUCAAGGCCAGAGCACGCGCAAGACAAGACUCUACCCAUCCCUCCCGUACCGACGGACAAGCCUAUCUACGCCGGAGCGACUCCGGUGGUUGCUCAGCGGCUCUUCGCGUCGAAUGCUGCACCCGAACCUCGAACACCAACGCUCUCGGCGCUGUCCUUACUCAAGCCCCCUCGAAGUGCGCCCCUUCAAGUUCCUGCCGACGGUCUGAGCGGCCUCGACGCACUCGAACGCCGUUUGCUGGCCGAAGUCGGCACGCGCAAAGUCCCUGCACAAACCCGAACGGACGUGCGUAAUCUGGGCUUGGAUGACGAGCCGCUCGCGCUAGACACGUCGCCCAAUGGACUAGCCAUCCCUCCCGGCCAAAGCCAAAGUGACGAAGCCGUGAACGACUCGGUUAUCUCGAGCUUGAGUCUGGGCGCCGAGGGCGUAUGGGAUCAUCUACGCGCCCGCGAGGAAGAGAAGAAGAACGAAGUUGUCCAUCCCCGGGCCGUUGCGCCGACUGAUCCGAACGUGAACGGAGAUCGCGAGGACGACGAUUUGGACCUGUCCGACGGCCGCACGCAUCGCGCCGCAAGCUCAUCAGACGAACGCCGCACAACGCGUCGCGCGGGCAAAUCGGACACCGAGCGUCGUGCACACAAGUCCAGCGAUGAGAGGCCUCGUACGGCUGGUUCAGCUAAGAAGCGCUCGCGUGUGAAGGAAGGGGAGAAGGACAAGGGUGGGGUGCCAGGAGCGAAGGAGAAGGAAGCGCACCGCCUGCGCAAGGCUGCGAAGGGGCGUGUAGCGGAGUGGCUAGGCCGUAUCGACGCGCAUAGUCCUCCUGUGGCUUCUCCUGAAGUGCCUACCAGCGAUAGCCCUGCUGCGAGUCCCCGUUACGCAGAGAUGGACCUGGAGCCGGAGGUUUCUGCGAGGCGACGCAAGUCAUCUGCUCCUUCUGCUCGAGUUCAGAAGCAAUCCGACGCCGCAAAGGCCGCCGCAGCUAUUCAUCGCACAGCGUCCCAGCAGAAGAUCGGAGCAGAUGAGGUUACAGCUGAGGCGGAUCGAUCGGCAAACGCCGAGGAGGUCGCAGCGGUCGUGCAUGACCUUGUGGAAGAGUCCAAAUCACGCAUUAUCUCCAGAGCAGCGCCUGGCGCUAGUAGUGGGAAGGGUAGUCAACCAGUCACGCCCGCCGCGGAAGCGGAGCCCACCAAGCGUGCACCGGAUCCCAGGUCGUCCGGCUUCGUACCAAUGGCCACCAUGCGGGCUCGGGCAUCCGCUUUCAAGCCCUCACCAACUUCUACACCUACCGCGAAACCUGUACGCGCUCGCUGGGAGGCAGCAUUAGCAGCCUCAACUCUUGACCCUGAAUCCAAAGCGAAACCACCCGCCGUUGUACGCAAGUUGAGCAGCGCUGGGAAACCGUUACCCGUUUACCUGCAGGCCAACGGUGUCGAAGACGUUCCCAAGUACGACAUCCGAAGCGCGCGUGGCGGACGUGGAGGUCGCGUCACAGCUGCUACAGCUCUCUGGUCUGGGUUGACCGAGCAGGAGAGGAAGCAGGCGGCAAGGGCGGAGAAAGCCGAUAGGGAGAAGGAGAUCGAUAGGAAGCUCAAGGUCGCUGCGACGAGGCCGCAGGCAUUGUUCAGGAAUAACGUGGGAAAGGCCGCACCAGCUGUAAGCUCGUCUGCUGCUCAUGCGGCGCCGCACCUCAGCUCGACGGCGAGUUUGUCACGGCCAGCACCAACGAGAGCCCGCAUCACGCCGCGCAUGCCGCCCUCCAUCGUAGAGGAAACUCCAGCAUCUGCGCCUGUACUCUCAAGGGCGAGUAGUGGUCGCGCGGAGGUCAAGAUUGUUGGACCCGGAGACGGUGAAGCGAAGGCGCCCAGGACGGAGCUUGCGUUUGGUCAGGCGCGACUACGCGACCUGAUACGCAAAUACCAGAACGCAGGGCAAGCAUAA
Molecule: messenger RNA, 4011 nt
Organism: Peniophora sp. CBMAI 1063
Lineage: Eukaryota; Fungi; Basidiomycota; Agaricomycetes; Russulales; Peniophoraceae
Source: the annotation of a GenBank genome assembly